Messenger RNA from Thrips palmi, 1482 nucleotides. Its product is annotated as dynein regulatory complex subunit 6-like. The coding region runs from base 137 to 1342 and encodes 401 amino acids. The transcript is spliced from 6 exons. Gene Ontology annotation, biological process: SCF-dependent proteasomal ubiquitin-dependent protein catabolic process. Gene Ontology annotation, molecular function: protein binding. The record is from RefSeq and is a predicted model, not a curated record. Gene Ontology annotation, cellular component: SCF ubiquitin ligase complex. NCBI's taxonomy places the organism in Eukaryota, Metazoa, Arthropoda, Insecta, Thysanoptera, Thripidae.
AUCUUGAUUACCGUCAACACGUUUGGCGUCUGCUACGCGAUCCGUGCAGAUCCGUUCCGUGUUUAAUCUAUCUUCCAUCUCAAAUUAGUGUUUCCGAAAUAUUUUGUUUGAUUUCGACAUCGUCUUGAAUUAAAUCAUGUCUGAUGUGGACGCUGACCAUCUUGAAGAAGCCGAGGUUUUUCCUACAAUACAAGAUCUUCCAGAAGAACUCGUAAUCUACAUCUUGUCAUUCUUAAGUUCAUCUGAAUUAUGCACGUGUGUCGCAAAAGUCUGUACCACUUGGCAAGACUUAGCUUUCACCCCUUCGUUGUGGAGAUCUAAAGACUAUUUAUGUCGAGGAGAUCAAAAGAUAGAGGAGCGAGAUGAAAUAUUCCAUCGUGCACCUUGCCUUCGAUGUUUGACAAUUGCACCAUUGGGUUGUGCAGAUACAUCUUCCUUACUCUCAGCUCUCAAAGGCAGAGUUCUCCCUGUUUCAGAGUUAUUUCUCUGUGGACGCAGGCUUGGGAGUGAAUUUUACAGAGAUGUUUCAGAACACUUUGAAGGAGUAGAAAAAUUGGUUUUACAAGAUGUUAGACUACGGCAAGAUGACUAUUCAGCUCUUGGAAAUUUGAGGUCAAUGACAACAGUUGUAAUAAGUGGUGAUCGUGUAAGCUGGACAGGACUCCAAACUUUACUAUCUAGCUGUCCAGAUGUAUCCUCUCUGCGCAUAGGCGUCAUGGGUUGUGAUGGUGAUGACGAGCUUGCUCUAGUGGAAACACUGAAUUCCAUGUCUACAAAGCUCACCCACUGUCACUUUCUUGGACCUCUUGGACUAUCUGACAGAGUAUUACAAUCUUUAAGCAACUGCACAAGAUUGCAAGAACUAGAGAUAAAUGACUGCGAUGAAGUCAGUGCAGAUGGAUUAUUGAAAGGACUUAUGAAGCUGCCUUCAUUAGAGAAACUAACUUUAAUAAGUCUGUAUAAUGUACCACCAUCGGCAUUGAAUGAAUUUUUCACAGGCAUGUCACUAGCUAAGCUGCACCAUCUCAAUAUAGCUGUCUGUAGACUUUUGGACAAUGAAUGUCUCCGAACAAUUUCUGAAAGGUGUCCUAAUCUCCUUUCCUUAAAUAUCAGGGGCUGUGAUCUCAUUACUGACGCUGGUGUCGCCGCUGUCUUAGACAACUGCAAGAAAUUACACACACUAGAACUUUGGGGUCUCACCAACCUCACUGGAGAAAGUUUUCGCUUAUACCUCCCACCUAGUCUACCAGCUCUCAACCUCAUAGACUUCCGUUAUUGCAGUCUAGUGCCACAGGAACUUUUAAGAAAACUAGAGAUUAAAGGCAGGAAAAUUCUCUGGUAAUGUGGAACAUUGCAAGGAUGGCAUUUUGCAUUUGACAGUGAAGGCCAGGGAUGAGGUUGGCUAAAGUACUAAAGAAUUGAAUUCAAUUGAAAAUGCUAUAAUUAAGUUUCAUAUUAAAUAUUUUUAUUAUCUUACAUCCA